AGAGUAAUCCAGUACCACAAAAUAAUUAAUCCUUCUUAAGAUAAGUAUGCUAGCUCUGUUUAAAACAAAGGAACAUCAGAAGUCAAUAAUUAAAGAAAGCUUUGAAUGUUGCAAUAAAGUGUAGCACUUUCUCAAGCAGCUAUGAGGUAACAAAAAUAUAAUAUGCAGUGAUUCACAAAUCGAAAGUGUGUGCUAAGCGUCGGUCCAACAUUGGGAAGGUAAGCCGAUAAAUCAUUUCAGGUUUACUAACUUGAAACAUCCAUUUUUUGGAGAAUAGAAAGUAAAAUCUUUUUUUUAAGAGCAUCACAAUUCUAACCAGGCUGGUAAUUAUUCUUACUUCUCUAUUGUUAAAAAAUAGAGCUAUUGUUUUAAGUCUGAAAUCUCAACCUGACAUUCUUAUAGAGCAUUUUCUUAUAUAAAAAAAGCAUUUAUUUUAAACUAAUUUAAGAAUGGCAAAAAUAUUUUGAUUCAGCGCCAAAAUCUAUGGAAACAUGCAAAUUUUCAAGUUUAUACACUAAGUAAGUACAACUGCCUCUAUUAGUAAACUUUUGAUGUUUUAAUUAGGAAUUAAAUUACAAUAAAUCCUGUUCUUAUAAUCUUUUUGUAUUCCAAAUUUCCUUAGAAAAUUUUUGCUGAAAAAUCCAAAUAUGCCACUCAUUUUCCUCAAAAGUUUUUCUUUUUCAAAAUUUGGUAAUGUUAACCCGGAUCCGGAUAUUUUCCCACAUUACAGUAUCAUGUACAAGAAACUGGUUUUGUAAUUUCAGUAUUUUGAUGAGUGUUUUGAGAACUGAGAACUGUUAUAUAAUGCCACAAAUUAUAUUUUAGUUUAUAAUGAACGUUACAGAUGACGUGGAAAUUGAUCUCUUCGACAGUGACAACGAUGGGCCGGAUUUGGUUGAAGAAGAAUGGGGCCAAAGUUGGGACGUAAAUGACGUUACUAAAAUUGGUUUGGAGGAAGUUGAAGACGAAAGUAAAAGCACUCAAUGUGAUGCGGAACUCAAACAAGGUGAGGAGGUUCAUUCUUCAUGUGGUAGUACGCCAGUGGAGAGAAUGGCUUUAAAUGAUCACAAGGCAGGUAUGACCGGCUUGGAUAAGGAUAAAAUAAACAAAAUCAUUCACGAAGCAAGUAAGGGAUCGAAAUAUUAUGAGAACGAAAAGAGAAAAGAAGAAAAUACCCGGCAAAGGAUCCAUGCGAUGCUAGCCGAGCUGGAAAGAUACAAUGAAAGCGAUAAACGCAAGGCAUUGCUUGAAAGCGAUAAGAUGGUGCGCCAGUUGAGAAAGAGUAUUGAUUUAACAAGAACGAUAGUUCAUAUUGACAUGGAUGCGUUUUAUGCCGCUGUUGAAAUUCGAGAUAAUCCUUCAUUAAAAGAUGUCCCGAUGGCUGUUGGUGGAAACUCUAUGCUGUCCACGUCGAAUUAUGCGGCAAGAAAAUUCGGGGUCCGGGCCGCAAUGCCGGGGUACAUUGCUAAGAAGUUGUGUCCACAGUUAGUAAUAGUUCCGUUACAUUUUGAAAAAUAUAGAUCUGUAAGCUCUGAUAUCAGGGAUAUAUUUGCAGAGUACGAUGCUAACUAUGCGCCAAUGAGCCUCGACGAGGCUUACUUGGAUUUGACUGAAUAUAUAGAAGUUAAUCUUCAUAAGUAUAAUGGAACUGACAUUGCUGGUAAAGACGUUGUCGAAGUUAUUGUUGAAGAAAUUCGCGAAAGAAUAGUUCAAAAAACGAAGCUAACGGCGAGUGCAGGAAUUGCGCCCAAUAUGAUGCUUUCGAAAAUUUGCUCAGAUAUGAACAAACCGAACGGACAAUACUACUUAAGGCCUGACCUUUUCGAGGUGAAAGAAUUUGUGCGAAAGUUGCCGAUAAGGAAAGUGUUUGGAAUUGGAAAAGUUAGCGAACAAAUGUUAAAAUCUCUUGGAAUUAUGACCUGCGAUGAUUUGUACGAAAAAAGAAGUACCUUGUUUUUGUUGUUUUCGGAAACAUCUUUCGAACAUUUCAUGAGAGUGUCCCAGGGGAUAUCUUCGAAUCGAAUUGAACAUGGCAAGCGCAAAAGCAUGAGUGUCGAGAGAACCUUCGGUAACGUUGCCGAUAAAGAGGAACUUUUGAAAAUCUGCCGCAACAUUUGCGAGCAGUUAGCUGAAGAUUUGGCUAAGGAAAACCUACAGGGCUGUAACGUCACAUUGAAAUACAAACUUUCCUCCUUCGUUCAGAAAACCCGCUCGAAGACGGUAGCUUAUCCUGUUGCUAAAGCUCAUGAACUCUAUAGCUUUUCUAAAGAGCUUUUAAUAAACGAAAUUAAAGCAUACGAGCCGGAACCAUUUGAGCUGCGUUUAAUGGGUGUGAGAGUGUCCCAAUUCGUGGAGAAAGAGAGUAAAACACAGAACAGGGUGGAACAAUUUUUCAGGGCGCAACCUGGCCCUUCAUAUGGAGGUGCAAGUAACGAAGAAAAUGAAAAAACAAUUUCUAAAGAAAUUUGUAAUGACUCAGAAACGGGAAAAGAAUUAGCGACUGAACAGAAAGUGUUUUGCCCAGUAUGUGGUUUGGAACAAAAUAAUGAUAUUGUGGAUUUAAAUGCUCACAUUGAUAAGUGUUUGACUAAACAAACCAUUAAGAAAAUUGUUAAAGAACAAGAGUUGACUGUUAAGCAAGAACGGUCUUCGCCAAAUAAAACGAAUAAAACAUCCAACAAACGGAAAUCGCAAGAGCAUUUAGGAAAUGCUGAUAAAAAAUGCACUUUGUACUCAUUUUGGAGAAAGUAAUGGAAAAUAUACAAAUAGUGUGAGCAUAGCAAUUUUAGCAUUUUUUUAUUUUCUCUCCUGCUGUAACCUUAGAGAAUAGAUUUUCGCUAGAGUAUUCUUUUAUCAAAUUCUCUAAAUGCAUAACUUUUUGUUAAGCAAUUUUACUCUGCAAAAAUAAAACAAACUCAGUGUGAUAAUAUUUUACAGUUUCUAAUUGUUUGCAAAAAAAAGUUUUUGCGGAAUUUCUUUAGUUUCUCAAUCCUGAAAUUUAAUUCUCGCGAAAUCUAAAAUAAUCCUUCGAGAAUAAUUCUUUAUUUUUAUUAUUUUCACAAACAUUAAUUCUCGCGAAAAUUUAUUCCCUUGGAAUAUAUAUUUAUUACCUUAAUGAUAUAUCUUUCCGCGUAAUCUUAAUUUCGUCAUUGCGCGAAUCGAUAUACUCAAUUUUUUUUAAAUUUCGCGAGAAUUUAAUUUCGGGGAUGGCCAAUUACUAUCACUUGUUUUGUAUGAUUUUGUAUGAUUUUUUAUAUUUUUUAUUUUAUAAUUUCCCACACGCUUUUUUAUAAGAAUACCGAAUUCUAACUA
Molecule: messenger RNA, 3312 nt
Organism: Hydractinia symbiolongicarpus
Lineage: Eukaryota; Metazoa; Cnidaria; Hydrozoa; Anthoathecata; Hydractiniidae
Product: DNA polymerase kappa-like
Exons: 1
Coding region: 832-2751 (639 amino acids)
Biological process (GO): error-prone translesion synthesis
Cellular component (GO): nucleus
Molecular function (GO): damaged DNA binding; DNA-directed DNA polymerase activity
Source: RefSeq, a predicted model, not a curated record